GGUUGAAAUACCAACAUCAAAUUCUUUGAAAAACAAACAUUCUUCCCACUUUGAUUCACUUCAUCGGGAUAGUUCUGUAGAAUUAUGCCACUUUACGAUUCUAAUGCGAAUUAUGGAGGGAGUGUAAGUCACAGGUUCCUGGUGCUAGCUUGCCUGAUGCUUCGUGGUUCAUCAGCUGCUUCAGGGUUCUUCCUUUGCUAGAUGCUACUUCUCUUGGCGUGGCUGAUAAAGAGUUCGAAGAUUCACAAUGGCGGAGACAAGCUCUGGUUCUCUUAACACACCUUCCACCAUCAAUCCCAUUGAUCACCUUCCUCUCGGCCUUCACAGAUCCGAGAUCGUCACCCCUGCCCCCACUGGUUCCCAAUCCACCAUCGACUGGCUUCCGGAUUUUUCCGGGUAUUCAUGGAUCGCCUACGGAGCGGCUUCACUCUUAGUCAUCUCCCACUUCCCCUCUCCUCUCUCUGCCGAAGAAUCUCAUAUUGGUCCCAUUUUAAGGCAAGUCUUCGAGCUCUCCAGCGACCCCUUGUCUGUCGUGGCCGCCGUUUCUUGGUCUCCGGGGACGCCAUCCAUUGGGGAGCUGGCGGCUGCAGCUGAAAAUUGUAUCUGGCUUUUCUCGCAUGAUUCGUUCAAGUGUAAAGGUUCUUUUUGUUGGAGCCAGAAUGCAGUGCUUGCACAUCAAAUGAAGGUUGAGGCUAUCAGAUGGACAGGGUCUGGCAACGGAUUAAUAUCUGGCGGUAUGGAGGUGGUUUUCUGGAAAAAGAGCAACAGGUGUUGGGAAAUAGUAUGGAAGUUUAAAGCAGAUGAGCCCCAAACUCUUGUUUGUGCAGCCUGGUCCAUUGAUGGCCCUUCAGCAACUGCAGCACAUCCUAAUAAACAGCAUAUUGAAGAAGAGUCUUUAGUUAAUAAGGUAAGCAAAUGUGUGUUAGUGAGUCAAAGCAAUGGACUUUCUGAAUAUUCAAAAUCUGAGCUACAUCAUCCUCUACCUGUCACAAUGAUUCAAUGGAGACCAUUGAGAGGAAUGCCAUCAAACCGGAAAGGGAGACACUCAGCUAGGCAUGUAUUGCUGACAUGUUGCUUAGAUGGAACUUUAAGGUUAUGGAGUGAGGGUGAUGAUGGAAAAGCGAGGAAGACUCGCUAUUGUGUUGUUUCUGUUAUUGAGAUUAACCAUGCCUUGAAUGGAACUCUCGGUGUAGAUAUAUUUGUGACAUGGGGAACAGAAAGUGGAGGGAUAUUUAAAAUUUUUGAAGGAACCAUCCAAGUUUUCUCCAAAGAAGGAUUUGACCAUGAAGUUGGACCAUGUGAUUGGUUAGUUGGAUUUGGUCCUGGAAUGUCACUUAGCUUAUGGUCCAUCCACUGUCUUGAUGACCUCUCCCCCCUUAGAUUUCCCCGAGUUAAGUUGUGGAGGAGACAUGAACUCAGUGACCCUGAAACAGGAAAUCUUUACAGGUUCAACUCAUCUGAUUUCAGAAAAGUAUUACUUCUGAAUAAAGUCAUUUUAUUGAGGAACCGCUGGUCUGGCCCUCCAGUUACAUGCUCUCUAGUCCAGUUAUUGCCAUCUAAUUCCUUAAUCCGGUCAUUUUUUUAUAUUCAAUCACUAAAUGAUGCUGCAGAAAACUCCCUUGAUAAUUCCAACACUGAGAACGUCUCACAUUUGAAAGGCGGAGUUUUAAAUUUGGAUGGUCAUGUUGGGAGAAUUUUAAAGGUUUCUAUUCAUCCUUGUACAUAUGAAGUUCAACUUGCUGCUUCUCUGGAUUCUAAUGGACUGCUACUUUUUUGGUCACUUUCUGGGAUUUCAAACUGCAUGGUGGGAUGUCCAACUUUGGUUCCCACUUGGCAACUCUGUGGAAAGCUUGUAACUCAAGACUGUUGUUCCAUAUAUACAAGCUUGAGGUGGGCACCUUCAGUAUUUGAUGAUGAAAAGGUUCUUUUCAUGGGACAUGCUGGAGGCAUUGAUUGUUUUAUUGUCAAAUUUUGUCAAACUGAAGAAGAAAACAUGCACCACCACUACUUUUGCUCUAUACCUUUCAGUGGUCAUGGUCCUUAUGAGCAUGGCCCUACUGAUAUCUUUGCAAUUUCUUUGGACUCCACUUGUAAUAAAACAUUUUCUGACCAUAAGUUUAUGCUUUUGGCAAUUUGGAUGCGGGGAUUUCAGGCCCUGUCAUGGGAAAUUACCUUGCACUCAUUUGACAUGUCAACAAGCUAUUGUGAAUGCAAUUUUGAUGCUAAGAGUCUUUCUGACAACAGUAUGUGGGCAUUUGAAAGUACUUUUGCUGGUAAAAGAUACUGCAUUAGGGUCAAUCCUUGCUCAUCUGAGUUUCCUACUACUGUUACUGAUGGUCUGGUUACUAGUUUUGCUGUGGCUUGUCCGCCUACUGUUAGCCAAAAACAACAAAAUUUUGGUUUCGCAAAUGAUCAUUGUAGUUGUCAUCCUGCAUAUACCCUCGUCACAGGCUGCUCUGAUGGUAGCUUGAAACUGUGGAGUAGUACGCCUGGUAACAUAUCAACCUUGCACUUGCCAUGGGAGCUUGCAGGUACGUUUGCUGCACAUAAAGGUCCCAUCGAUGGUAUAUGUUUGACUGAUUAUGGUCAGAAGAUUGCUACAUUCUGCAACAGGAGUAAUUCAAAUGCAGUUAGUGCCAUCCAUAUAUGGCAUGCUGUAAACCUGACCAGUGCAGGGACUUUUAUUUUGGAGGAUAAGCUAACCUUUGAUGGUGACGUUAUUACUUUAAACUGGUUCACUUUGGGGACUGGUCAGUUAUUGCUUGGGGUUUGUUUGCAAAAUGAAUUGCAAGUAUAUGCUCAGAGGCGUUAUGAUGGUUUGACUUUGUUAACAUCUGGAAACUUUUCCAAGAUGAAUAUAUGGGUUUGUGUUGCAUCUGCUCAUACUCCCCUUCCCAUUAAUGAUUUCUUGUGGGGGCCCAGAGCCACAGCAGUGGUCGUUCAUAGGAAUUACUUUACUAUAUUUAGUAAUUGGUUGUUCCAUGUGGGUGAAAAGCAACAGAUUAAUUCUCAUUCAUGUGAAUCAAAAGCAAAUCUCUAUAAUUGUAAGGGUGGUGCAUUUGAGGAAACGCUUGCUGCAUUUUUCUCUGAUAGUGACAUCAGGACCUUUAGAGAGCUGUCAAUUGGGGAUAGCAGUGGAGACUGUGAGUCCAUGCGGCCUAUCAAAAGUAAUAUGAAGGCCAAUGAACUAAAUAGCAGCAUACUUCUGGUUAAGUCUCAAUUGGAGGCCCAGCUUAGUACCUACACUGGUUUAUGGAGCAUCUUUGAAAUUGUGGAAAAAUUUAGUGGAUCUUUGCCUAUUUAUCACCCUGAUGUACUCCUUAUUAAUAUAAGUUCAGGCAACUGGAAACGUGCAUAUGUGGCUGUGAGGCAUCUUUUUGAAUUUGUGAUUUCUAAUUAUACUCCUGAAAACAGUUAUAUCUCCAAAAAAAUUGGCCCUCCAGUGAUCUUAUUGUCGAAUUAUUUAGAAGGACUUAUUUCAGAAAGUUCCCAAGAUAGGGCAUUCCAAUGGAGUGUGGAUGCUCAAAGCCGCUUCAUGCAGUUUCCAUAUCAUUCAGGUUUCACUGUUGAAAAUACACCCUCAACAAAAUCUGAGCUCAAUGGCUUCAACAAAUUGCUCGAAAAUUUGCCUAACUUAGAAGCUAUUAUCAACAUAAAAAAGACACUGAUUCUUGCAGUUAUUGAUCUGCUCAGUGAAGUUAAUAGUGUACACUCAUCUUCUGCAUAUCAAAGUCUUGAUGAGCCUGGACGAAGGUUUUGGGUGGGAUUAAGGUUUCGGCAACUGCUUUUUGUCCGGACUUUUGGUAGAGUUGCAACUACAGAAGAGUUGAUAGUUAACUCAAGGCUGUUUGUAUGGGCUUACCACUCUGAUUGUCAAGAAAGUUUGUUUGGUUCUGUCAUACCUAGUGAACCAUCUUGGAAAGAAAUGCAAGCUUUGGGUAUUGGCUUUUGGUUUGCCAAUGUACCUCAAUUGCGUGCUAGGAUGGAGAAACUGGCAAGGGCACAGUAUUUGAAGAACAAAAAUCCUAAGGACUGUGCACUACUAUAUAUUGCACUAAAUAGGACUCAAGUAUUGGCUGGACUUUUCAAAAUUAGUAAGGAUGAGAAAGACAAGCCUUUAGUGGGAUUUCUCUCACGCAAUUUUGAGGAUGAGAAAAAUAAAGCAGCUGCUUUAAAAAAUGCUUAUGUCUUAUUGGGGAAGCAUCAUCUGGAACUGGCUAUUGCUUUCUUUUUGCUUGGAGGUGAUCAUUCUUCUGCUGUAAAUAUUUGUGCAAAGAACCUUGGAGAUGAACAACUUGCAUUAGUUAUUUGUCGACUUGUUGAGGGCCAUGGUGGAUCAUUGGAGCGUCACCUGAUAACAAAGUAUAUACUUCCAUCUGCAAUUGAAAAGGGGGACUUCUGGCUUGCAAGCCUACUGGAGUGGGAAUUGGGUAAUUACUAUCCAUCUUUUCGGAGAAUGCUAGAUGUUUCAAUAAAUCCUGUGGCUCAAGACCCCAUUGUUCUCUCCAACUGUGAUCCUUUUUUGGACCCAAACGUUGGCUUUUAUUGCCAAAUGCUUGCAACAAAGAAUAGUUUGAAGAAUGCUGUAGGGGAGCAAAAUUCAGCUAUCCUUCUGAGAUGGGCUACUCUUAUGACUGCAAUUGCCCUAAACAGAUGUGGUACUCCUCUUGAAGCAUUGGAGUGCUUCUCGUCUUCUAUGAGCAUGGUUGGGACUGCAGAUCAAGGGAGUGAGUUGGGUGCUGGAAAUGAGGCACUAUCUAGUAAUUUUAAUCCUUUGCCAAGAAAAUCAGCUAACUGGCUUUCUGCUGAUGUGUCUGUGCAUCUGGAAUUCCAUACUAAACUGAACUUGGCACUUCAGUAUUUAUCAAAACUGAUAAGAGAUCAUCCAAGUUGGCCAGAUAAGGUUGCAGGAUGUGAUGGGGAAUUGGCGUAUUCUGAUGAAACCAUUAUGCAGUAUGAUAAAUCACUUGAAAAUCUAAGGCAAAAAUUGUAUGCUGGGCUUGCUCUGUUUGAACAGAGGUUUUCAUUGGCUCCAUUCUGUUUACUAAGAAUGAUUUUACUCUCACUUUGCCAUCAGGGAUUACUGAACAUAGGAUAUGAUAUAGCAUUUGGUUGUGCUCCAGGAGAUCAAUCUCAUAAGAAUAAUGAUACAGUUGACGCUUCUGCAUUGUAUUGCUCCUGGCUUAGACCUCUUUACAAGUCUACAAUAGAAAUCUCCUAUUUCUUUUCAAGAUUCUUUCCUGCCUGCAGUAUGGGUAAUUCCCAACAAAUUUUAACUUUUUUUGAGAACAGUGCACAUAUUGAAAGUAAAUUAAAGUUUUCAAGUGCUUGGGAGUCUCACUUUGUUGAAGGUGUCCUGGUUUCGCUUUGGCAUUUAAAAGCCAUUUUGAGGAUCCGGUUUGGUUCUUUUAGCAAAAGUAUUAUGGAGAAAACUGUUGAUGUUCUUAAUCUGUUUGAGUAUUAUUUACGCUUUUCAUUAGCUUGGCUUCAAAAAAACUUAGAAGCUAUUUUUUUAAUGGUUCAACCUUUCUUGAUUGCUCAUGCUGAUGACCGUAACCCUUAUGAGGUUGAUAUCGUGAAUCUGAAGAAACUUAUCCCAAAAAUUAUGGAAUUGGAGGCUCAACAUUCUUUGGUAGACAAUGCCUUAAGAUGUGGACAAGAUGUACAUGUUGCGAAUGUAAAGCAGUUGAUUCCUGAUGAUGAAAAAUCGAUGAUUUUAGGGGCUUGCUUGUGGAAGCAAAUGUCUAGAUUCAUGAUAUAUAAUUUGAAUACUAUCCUUGACACACUUGAAGAUGAAGAUGGUAAUCCGUCUGGUUCUUUUCACAGAAAGUAUGAUUGUAAGGCAUCAACUCUCCUGGCUCUGGAUUCUGAUGGUAUCAACUCUCUGGAGCAGAUGAGGUUGGUUUCAUUGAGCUUAUGUGAGCUACUGAAGACAACUGUUACAUACACUUCCUCUUAUCAUAUCAAAAAACUUGCAGCAUUUCUCUGGCAGAAAUUGGAAAAUGAUCUGAGCAUAAUGACUUUUGAGUGGUUAAAAAGGCCUAGUUUGUCAGAGUCCAAUCAAGAUCAAAGUCAAGGGAUAAUCAAUUUGGAAUUUAACACAAAAGAUAACUACUCGAUUUAUCAAAUAUUAUGGGAUCACUGUGCUGAUCCAAAAUUGAUAUCUGACUGCUUUGCACAGGAAAAACUUGAUUGGUCAAAUUAUUUGGAUCAUUUUCCUACUAAAGGAUGGAAUGACAUGUAUAUAAAAUUGACAGAGCUACAUAAAACUGACGAUGCACAUGAUUAUGGAUGUAAGGUUGGCAUCAGUUCUAGUCAUGAAGUUGUGUCACCUGUUAAAAGAGCGUUUCAAGGUGCCCAUGCUUCUGUAAAUUCCCACCAGAAAGAUACAAGUAGUAAAAAUAUCACACUUUUCCAGAGUCCUAGAGAAAUACACAAAAGAAAUGGGGAACUGUUUGAGGCAUUGUGUAUAAACUCUACUAAUCAACGGGAAGCUGCACUUGCUAGCAAUCGGAAGGGCAUACUAUUCUUUCAUAUGGAUGACGGGAUACCUUCUGGUGAUAAAUCAGUUCAUUUGUGGUCUGAGGCUGAUUGGCCACAAAAUGGGUGGGCAGGUUCGGAAUCCAUUCCAGCUCCAACAUGUGUUUCCCCUGGUGUUGGUCUUGGGAGCAAGAAAGGGGCACACCUUGGGCUGGGUGGAGCCACAGUUGGUGUGGACCUUUCAGCAAGGCCUAGCAGAGACUUUACAGUUGGUGGAGCAUUUGGCAUUUCCAAAUAUGCUGGAACUGGGGCUGCUAGAUUAGGUUGGGAAAUUCAGGGGGACUUUGAAGAUUUAGUCGAUCCACCAGCAACUGUGGAAAACAUAAGUACAAGGACAUUGUCCAGUCAUCCAUUAAGGCCACUCUUUUUGGUUGGUUCAAGCAAUACGCACAUUUACCUGUGGGAGUUCAACAAAGAUAAAGCUAAAGCUACGUAUGGAGUUCUUCCUGCUGCUAAUGUGCCUCCACCAUAUGCUUUAGCUUCUGUAUCAGCUUUAAAGUUUGAUCACUAUGGACACCGAUUUGCAACUGCAGCGUUAGAUGGAACUGUCUGCACAUGGCAGCUAGAGGUAGGAGGAAGGAGCAAUGUUCGUCCAACAGAAUCAUCCCUCUGCUUCAAUGGUCACUCGUCGGAUGUAACUUACUUUCCUUCAAGUGGAUCAAUAAUGGCUGUGGCUGGAUAUAGCUCAAAUAAUUUCAAUGUGGUUAUAUGGGAUACUCUAGCUCCUGCAACAACCUCUCGAGCUUCAAUUUUAUGUCAUGAAGGUGGUGCUCGCUCCCUUUCUGUAAUAGAUAACGACUUAGGAAGCGGUUCUAUUUCCCCUCUUAUUGUGACUGGUGGAAAAAAUGGUGACGUUGGAAUUCAUGACUUCCGUUACAUAGCUACUGGAAAAGCUAAAAGGCACAGGUACGCUGAUAACAGCAUCCAAAGCACCCCCAAGUCAUUGAAUUCUGACAAGGACAAGAAUGUAAAUGGGAUGCUUUGGUAUAUUCCGAAGGCUCACUCAGGGAGCAUCACAAAAGUAGCUGCCAUCCCAAAUACCAGCUUGUUUUUGACUGGUAGUAAGGAUGGAGAUGUCAAACUCUGGGAUGUCAAGAGCACCCAGUUAGUCUAUCAGUGGUCAAAAUUGCAUGAAAAGCACACCUUCUUGCAGCCAAGCUCUCGUGGAUUUGGGGGUGUUGUUCGGGCUGCUGUUACAGACAUCCAAGUUGUUUCUCAUGGUUUUCUUUCGUGUGGUGGGGAUGGAACUGUCAAGUUGGUGCCCCUGAAUAGGAACAUGCUUCGUCACGAAGUUAAAUUAUGAUGCGUCUGAGGCACAUGCUCGGGAUUUUUUCCAUGCUACAAAUAUAUUUCAUAAGGGCAUAAGCAGUGAGAAGUUUCUAAGACUAUAUGGAUAACUGACUCAAGCGCUGGCAUAAGAUGGUGCCAUUUUUGCAAGAAGGAAUUCUCCAGUACAUCCAGAGACCACAGAUAUGUUAGCUCCUAUACAGAACGAGGAAGCAGUCCUUAACUUGGACGAGUAAUGCAUCCUGUAUCAUGAACUUCUCAUCCAUGUGAACGCAUCACUUAUUUGAACAGCAUAUAUACAUAUAUAUAUAUAUAUGUAUAUAUUGACGCUGACUUCGCUCCUUCCUUUCUGAGAAAAACCAUAGUUCUCUCAAGGUAAGGAAGCCCUGAGGCUGACAAGAUUUUUAGAGAAUGCUAGUAUUUUCGUUGUUGGUUUUGGUUGGAAUUGUUAAGGUAGUCUAGAGGGUGCUAGUUUGGCCUUUUCUGACUGUUAGGCUUCUCCGUUGCCUAGGGUCUAUGUCCAUCUGUAAUCAUGCCUUACGGUUCGUAUGUAAAAGGGAAUUCUUUCAUUUACUUCAAGUUAUAGAAUUGAUAAUAUACACAAACUCUGAGAGUGAGUUGGUGGAAUUUAUGAUGGUGAGAUUAAUUGACGCAUCAGCUUUAUAAUAAGCUUGCUCUUCCCACUA
This is a messenger RNA of Prosopis cineraria, 8513 nucleotides long. RefSeq lists its product as uncharacterized. The coding region runs from base 248 to 7843 and encodes 2531 amino acids. The transcript is spliced from 16 exons. Gene Ontology annotation, biological process: vacuolar acidification. NCBI's taxonomy places the organism in Eukaryota, Viridiplantae, Streptophyta, Magnoliopsida, Fabales, Fabaceae. The record is from RefSeq and is a predicted model, not a curated record. Gene Ontology annotation, cellular component: RAVE complex. Gene Ontology annotation, molecular function: protein binding.